Molecule: messenger RNA, 498 nt
Organism: Geodia barretti
Lineage: Eukaryota; Metazoa; Porifera; Demospongiae; Tetractinellida; Geodiidae
Source: the annotation of a GenBank genome assembly
AUGCGUACCACAUUGGCAAAGUGCCCCAUUGUGCAGUGGGAAACUGCAGUGUUCUAUUUCGAGCAGAUCGCGAAGGAAUCAGGGUUGAUUCUUUUCUCUGGGUUUUACUGGCUGAAGUUGUCAAAUAGUAGCACCCCAGAGAAAGUUUACUGCAACAGAGAAACGGGCUACCCCGAGGUAUCUUCAUGUCGUCUCCUCUUCAGCUAUCACCCCACUGCCCAGUCGGAGUACUACACUCUGUUACUCCGAGACGGGGUACGUUUGGUGGUGUACUGUGACCGUGACUCCGGUUUACCCCAGCCUGAGUCUUGCGGGCAGGCGUACCAACUAGAGCUGCCAUCAGGACACUACACCCUUCGUCCUCCACCUACAAACCUCGCUCUAAACUACACCGUUUUCUGCGAUAUGGACCAUGAGCAGUGUGGGGCAGAUGGAAAAUGGUGGACCCACAUUGCCAGCCUUAACAUGUCGACCACCCAACACCCUCUUGCAAUCUAA